Messenger RNA from Telopea speciosissima, 1243 nucleotides. RefSeq names its product uridine nucleosidase 1-like. Bases 58 to 1071 code for a protein of 337 amino acids. The record is from RefSeq and is a predicted model, not a curated record. NCBI's taxonomy places the organism in Eukaryota, Viridiplantae, Streptophyta, Magnoliopsida, Proteales, Proteaceae. Gene Ontology annotation, biological process: purine nucleoside catabolic process. Gene Ontology annotation, molecular function: purine nucleosidase activity. Gene Ontology annotation, cellular component: cytosol. The transcript is spliced from 9 exons.
UUCCCCUCCGACUACUUUCAUUUUUUUUUGGCUGUUCGUUAAUCGGAGAAAGUGGAGAUGGAGUCUGUUACAUCGAAUUCUCAUGAUAUAGCCGACACAAUAACCUCUUUUUCCUCUAAACCUGAAAAGAUCAUCAUUGAUACUGAUCCUGGAAUUGAUGACAGCAUGGCUAUCUUUAUGGCAUUUCAAACACCAGAGGUGGAGGUCUUAGGUUUGACUACAAUAUUUGGUAAUGUUAGUACUGCAGGCGCUACACGGAAUGCUUUGCUCUUGUGCGAGUUGGCAGGGUGUCCUGGUAUCCCUGUCGCAGAAGGCAGCUCUGAACCUCUAAAGGGAGGAAUACCAAGUGUUGCUGACUUUGUUCACGGCCCUGAUGGGUUGGGGAAUGUAUCUCUUCCACCCCCAAAAGAAAAGAAAAUUGAGAAGAGUGCCACCGAAUUUUUAGUUGAUAAGGUCUCUGAAUAUCCUGGUGAGGUAUCCAUACUUGCAUUGGGACCACUGACAAAUUUAGCUUUGGCAAUCAAAAGGGAUUCAUCCUUUGCAAGCAAGGUGAAGAGACUGGUAAUACUUGGUGGGGCUUUCUUUGCAUUGGGAAAUGUCAAUCCUGCAGCUGAAGCUAAUAUCUAUGGUGAUCCAGAAGCAGCCGAUAUUGUGUUUACCUCUGGGGCAAAUAUUAUUGUUGUUGGCAUAAAUAUUACAACCCAAGUCAAACUAACAGACGAAGACCUCUCUGAAUUGAGGGAUUCCAAAGGGAGAAAUUCUCAUUUCUUAGGUGAAUUAUGCAAAUUUUACAGAGAUUGGCAUGUGAAAUCUGAUGGCGUCUGUGGCAUUUUCCCUCAUGAUCCGGUGAGUUUCGUGGCACUUGUCCGUCCUGACCUUUUUACUUUCAAGGAGGGGGUCGUGAGGGUUGAAACUCAGGGUAUAUGUGCUGGACAUACGCUAAUGGACCAAGGACUGAAAAAAUGGAACUCGAACAACCCUUGGUCAGGCUAUGCCCCCGUUUCAGUCGCAUGGACAAUUGAUGUGGAGGGAGUCGUUAUGUAUAUUAAGGAACUGCUCACAAAGCCAUGAAGCUAUAAUGCACAUGAAACCACAGGAAGUGAAGGUUGGAUUGUCUACCAUUUUUCAUUUUGACAACCCAUUUUCUCUUCUUUAUAUCUGUCACAAAUAUUGGAUUUGUGUUUCAUGUAUUGGGAUCACAUACCUCAAUUCAUAAUGGAAGAAUAAUUUGUGUCACGGUGUA